This is a messenger RNA of Lepidothrix coronata (blue-crowned manakin), 1456 nucleotides long. It is a transcript of the gene NIM1K, whose product is annotated as NIM1 serine/threonine protein kinase. The coding region runs from base 122 to 1432 and encodes 436 amino acids. Gene Ontology annotation, cellular component: cytoplasm. Gene Ontology annotation, molecular function: ATP binding; protein serine/threonine kinase activity; tau-protein kinase activity. Gene Ontology annotation, biological process: protein phosphorylation; microtubule cytoskeleton organization; intracellular signal transduction. NCBI's taxonomy places the organism in Eukaryota, Metazoa, Chordata, Aves, Passeriformes, Pipridae. The transcript is spliced from 3 exons. The record is from RefSeq and is a predicted model, not a curated record.
UUUUUUGCUACGUUUGUCACAGUUUCUAUUAUGUGCAGGAUUGCAUAUUCAUUCAGAAUUACUUCAUUUAAGCUUGUUAUUGCGACAUCUUGUUAAUGGGGAAGUGAUUACCCUGUAGACUAUGACAACAGGAUAUGUGAAUGAAGGAGGUCAUGGAAAACACCGCUGUUCCAGGUGGAAUCAUGAGGAUAGUGGAGAAGAUGAUGGGCACCCGGAGUGCUAUGGAGGAGAUGAAGAGAACAGGCAGCACAGGCUGACCCCAUUUGAGAAACUAAUGCAGGAUAUGUCUCACAAUGAAAAAGUGGUGAAAGAAUUAACCCUGGGAAAGAGAAUUGCCUUCUAUCGAGUCAGAGGAGAAAUAGGAAGUGGGAAUUUCUCACAAGUGAAGCUUGGAAUUCAUUCCCUAACUAAAGAGAAAGUUGCAAUUAAGAUUUUAGACAAGACAAAGCUAGACCGGAAGACUCAGCGUUUGCUGUCUCAUGAGAUAUCCAGCAUGGAGAAGCUGCACCACCCAAAUAUCAUCAGGCUGUAUGAAGUGGUGGAGACACUCUCAAAACUGCACCUGGUGAUGGAGUAUGCAGCAGGUGGGGAGCUCUUCACUAAAAUCAGUACAGAAGGAAAGCUGCUAGAAACAGAGUGUAAAAUAAUCUUCUCCCAGAUUGUGUCUGCUGUGAAGCACAUGCAUGACAAUAAUAUAAUUCACCGGGACCUGAAAGCAGAAAACGUCUUCUACGCCAGUAACACCUGUGUUAAGGUGGGAGACUUUGGAUUCAGCACAAUAAGUAAAAGAGAUGAAACUUUAAAAACUUUCUGUGGCUCUCCUCCUUAUGCUGCUCCUGAACUCUUCCGAGAUGAAAACUAUAUAGGCAUCUAUGUGGACAUCUGGGCACUAGGAAUCCUACUGUACUUCAUGAUGACGGGUAGCAUGCCAUUUCGGGCAGAUACUGUAGGCAAACUGAAGAAGUGCAUUCUUGAAGGGACAUACACCUUGCCUCCCUGCCUCUCAGAAAAUUGCCAGAAACUGAUAAAAGGAGUCCUUCAGCCCAUACCAACCAAGCGAUACUCUGUCAAACUGAUUAUGAACAGCGAAUGGAUGCAAGGCAUACAGUUUCCCAAACCUUUACAGACAUUUAAACUGGAUCCUAAGUAUUUAUCAGACAUCAGUAUGCUCAAAGAAGAAGAAAUUGAAGUGAAAAAUAUUCUGGAAGAUCUGGGAAUCACAGAGCAGCACAUUCAAAAUAACCGGGGAAGAGAUGCACGCAGCUCAAUAACAGGGGUCUACAGGAUUGUGCUGCACAGAGUACAGAAGAAAAGGGCACUUGAAUCUGUUCCUAUCAUGUCCCACCCAGAUCCCACAGAACAAGACUUGAGGAAAGCAAUCCAUUCUUACAGUGGGAUUAAGCACACAUCCAAGCUGUGUUCUAUUUUAUAAAUUGGCACUGCGGACUUUAUACUC